Molecule: messenger RNA, 318 nt
Organism: Paramuricea clavata
Lineage: Eukaryota; Metazoa; Cnidaria; Anthozoa; Malacalcyonacea; Plexauridae
Source: the annotation of a GenBank genome assembly
UCGGCUCGACCUGGAAAACUUGACGAGGGUGAACGGGAGACAUUGUUAAAGCCUUUGUUUCAAAGUGGAUGGAAAAUGGUUGAUGGAAGAGAUGCCAUACAUAAAGAAUUCAAAUUUAAAAACUUCAAUCGUGCAUUUGGUUUUAUGACACGGGUGGCACUUGAAGCUGAGAAGAUGGAUCACCAUCCAGAAUGGUUUAAUGUUUACAAUAAAGUCCAGAUUACAUAUUCAACUCAUUCUUGUGGUGGCCUUUCUUUAAACGAUGUCAAGCUCGCGCAAUUCACUGAUACAGCAUCUUCCUCUAUGGGUGAUGAUUAA